AUGAACGACGAAAACUGCAGUGAUCGUGUUUCAGUUGCAUUACCGCUUAGCAGAAUCAACCGGUAUGUGGACAAGGCGUGCGAGACGAGCCGGUGCCUCACGGAGGUGGAGGAAGUUUAUUACGCGGGCCACGUCGUUGAGUGCGCCGUCGAAACAGCUGAGAACGCUCGUUUUGACUUUCUGGCGUUUGUCUUGCAAACGACUGCUAUCAACACUGCGCCGCAUGAAGUGAAGAUUACCGUUUGCGACUCAGUGGUAGAUCGAGCCAGCUGUUCGUGCAAAGCAGGAAACUACAAGUGCAAACACAUUGUAGCUGUACUGCUGCAUAUAAAUGCUGCCAAGACUUUUGACAAGCUGUCACCAACUGACCAGCCACAGAAGUGGGGCAAGGAGCACAAAGAGCGUGUAAAACAAAAGUAUGAGCCAAGAGCUAUAGUCGACCUUCCAUGUGCAAAAAAGGUAAAAUCAAAAAGACCCCCCCAGCUGGAAGGCAACAUACUUGAAAGACUUCUGCAGAAUGUGAGCCAUCAGUCUGCAGCAAAAAUGCACUUAGAAAGAGAUACUCAAUUAGAAACAGAAUCCACGUUGAACCCAGCUGUAGAAGCAGGAUGUUCCACUUCUGAGCCAGCACCUAAAGACUUAACACUCAUUGGUUCUGUGAAGGAGUUAAGGAGUGUUCUUGGGAUCAGCAGUGAAGUGACACCAGAAAUGCUGCUUCAACACUUACAGGAAAGCAAGAGUCGUGAAGACAUUAUAAUGAUUGAAAGGUUAACAAGAGAUCAGGGGAAAUGUAGUCUCUGGCUGCACCACAGGGUAGGCAUGAUCACAGCUUCUAUUGCCUACAGCACCCGUGUAAAGACAAAGAUGGGCCCACAUGAUCUGAGAUCAUUGAUAAAAAUGAUGAGGCAGAAUAAUGUCCGUACAGCAACAAUGUGUCGUGGAAGUACACUAGAAGGCAGUGCAAGAAAAUGCUACCAAAGCCAGCGAGCCAGUCAUGAGAACUUGGUUGUGAGGCAGUGUGGACUUUUCAUUAUGGAAGGCCGCCCUUACAUGGGUGCAAGUCCAGAUGUACUAGUAAAGUGCAACUGUUGUCCUGAGCGGGUACUGGAAAUCAAAUGCCCCGAGUCCAUGAAAAAAUUCUUGGAAGAGAAUAUGGAGAAGAACAAAGAAAAAGUUUUGACUCAAAACCUAAAGCGUGCAACCACAUAUUUUUGCCAAGUGGAGGUGCAAAUGGUCAUCACAGGAGUUCCGCAUGCAGAUUUGUUUGUAAUUGUCAAUGAGCAAGACAAUAUUUGCAUUACAGUGCCAUUUGAUGAGGCCUAUUUCAGUGAUGUAGUUGAAAGGUCUUCCUAUUUUUUUGAGCAGUACAUACUGCCACAUGUUCUUUCUACAUGAAAUGCUUUGCUUCUGUUGCACAUGCAAUUUUUAAUGCACUGCGCGUAACCAAACUGCAGCCUCCCUUUUUAAGCCACGAAAAUGACUGAUAUAUGAGGUUUAACAUUCCAACGUGACAAAAGUGUUAUUAGGGAUGGUGUAGGGGGCAGUUAUACAUCAAUAUUGGGUAUAUAAGCACCUUGCUAUUGCCUUUCUCGGUAGGAACACAGCCGAGAAAUCAACCUGCGACCUCAUGUUCAGCAACAGAAUGCCAUUGCCACAGUUAACUCGAUACAUAAACCAUAAGAAAAGUUGCAUGUGCAAUCAGAGAAAGCACUCCUAGAUAGUUUGGACACAUCUGCAGUA
Molecule: messenger RNA, 1740 nt
Organism: Dermacentor silvarum
Lineage: Eukaryota; Metazoa; Arthropoda; Arachnida; Ixodida; Ixodidae
Molecular function (GO): zinc ion binding
Source: RefSeq, a predicted model, not a curated record